AUGGCAGGCCACAUGACUAGGUCAAGAAGGCUAGAAACUCAGCAGCUGGAACAGUCGAGGGCUAAGUGGACAACAUCACUCACUAAGAUACUGGCUGAUUUGAUGGUUGACCAAGUACAUAAAGGGCAUAAACAAAACAAUUCUUUCAAUAAGAAAGCAUGGAAACAUAUAUGUGAUGGAUUUUACAACAAAACGGGUUUGAAAUGGGACAGGGACCAACUCAAAAACCGACAUUCAGUGUUGAGGAGGCAGUAUGCUAUCGCUAAGUCCAUUCUUGAUCAAGGUGAGUUUAUUUGGGAUGAAGCCACGGGAUCUAUAAGGGCGGAUGAUGAAAUUUGGGCUGAAUACAUCAAGAAUCAUCCCGAUGCUGAGCCCUUAAAAAGUGGUGGCUGUCCAAUCUUUAAGGAGCUAUGUACAAUAUUCUCUGAGCCAACAACAAACGGAAAGCAUGAAUUUUUAGCUACGCCUGAGGAGUCUUCAUCUGAAUCCGAUGACGAGGAAGAUUCAAAUUACCAUCCAACAGUUCAAACUACUACACCUACAGCAACUUGCAAUAGUCGCAAAAGAGGUCGUAAAGGAGUUGACGAUGCUAUUGUUGAGGCUAUAUUGGAAAUGGCUUCUGCUUCAAAGAUGAGAGCAACUGCUAUAGAGAAACGUAACUCUAAAUACAGCAUUGCUGACUGUAUUAAAGAAUUAGAUUUAAUGCAAGGUGUUGAUCAAAGGAUAUAUUUUGCUGCUCUAGAUGUUUUCAACAAACCUAAUGCAAGGGAGAUAUUUUUAUCUCUCAAAAAGAAUAAACGUUUACCAUGGUUGCACCGCAGAUGUGCUGUUGCAUUCCAGUAG
Molecule: messenger RNA, 843 nt
Organism: Vicia faba (fava bean)
Lineage: Eukaryota; Viridiplantae; Streptophyta; Magnoliopsida; Fabales; Fabaceae
Source: the annotation of a GenBank genome assembly